UGGACGGAGGCGCAUCAACACUCAGCAGCAUAAACGCACGUUGCUGCUAUCAGACCCGCACACACGCAGCUCCGUUUCCUUGGAAAACGCGCGCACAGUCUCUUUCACACAGUUUGCGACCUCGGGACUAUUUUGGAAGCGAAAAGGAAGCGAAAAGGGGAUUCCUAUAAAUUUGGAGCGAAUAUAUUCCAGGGUGGGUAUCAGACCGUGCAAUCAUUGACGCACACAGACAUGAUCUUCUCCAUGAGUGUCCCCUAAGAGGUGGACUUGUCAAGUCGCCAUGAUGAUGAUGCAAAAGCAGCAGACCAGGACAUCACCAGGGAGUGUGUUGUCACUGAGAGGCACCAACGUUCCAGGAUCCCCUGCUGCAGCAAUAGUUGCCAGGGUGGAUGAUGGUGUCAUUGGUUAUAAAGACUUGGCUGCGUUGCCAAGAGACAAGGCCAUUCUGGACAUAGAGAGACCCGACCUGAUGAUGUACCAGCCUCACUACAGCUACAGUCCCGAGAGGUCCUUGUCUCCUCGCUCUCUCUCUCCCCCUCCAUCACCAGAGAAAGCUCUUUCUAAAGGGUCCAGCGAGUGGCCAGAGAACAGAACUCCAGUCGGCUCCUCUCCCAGUUCUACCGCUGGCCGGACCCCCACAUACACACCCCACACACACUGCUCCACACCCACCACCCCCACCCCCACCCCCAACACCACCAACACCACCAUGCAACACUUUCACAGGCCAGACAAUGGGAGUAACAUCUACAAGAAGCCUCCAAUCUAUAAGACGGCGUUGCCCCCAGCGCUGUCGCAAGGGAAACAUAUCGAGGAUCUGAUCAUCGAGUCGUCCAAGUUCCCCGCGGCCCAGCCCCCCGACCCCAGCCUGCCCUCCAAGAUCGAGACGGAGUACUGGCCCUGCCCUCCCUCCCUGGCUGUCGUCGAAACGGAGUGGCGGAAGCGGGGGAAGGGAGGGGCGAUGACCGAGGAGGAAGAUUUUGGCGACGACAUGUUUGAGCUGCAACAGCUUCAGACCAAACAACUUAACAAGAUCAAGUCAAACCUUGGGAAGAUCAUCCUAAAGGAGGAGCUGGGAUCGGCUCCAUUGAGAAAGAAGACCAGAUCCCUCCCUGACCAAACUGUCACCGGAGCCACAAGUUUGAGAUCUGCCCAUCUGCCAGAAUCCUCUGGGACCAGUCUGGCAAAGUCAACAGAAUUCCAGGCCGACAAAGGUAAGAAGCUAUGGAGUUUCCAUGAGAGCAUCUAUUGAUGGGUUUUCUGCCCUCAUUUUCAAGCAAUACAAAUGAGUCUUCUAAUGCUCUGGUUUUGUGUGUAUGUGUAUGUGUAUGUGUAUGUGUAUGUGCGUGCGUGCGUGCGUGCGUGCGUGUGUGUGCGUGCUCACUCACACUCAAUCUGUUGCUCCGUCUCUCUCUCUCAUUUAUCUCUCACCACCCAGGACUUCAGGUACGGUGUGCUACAUUGAAAUACACUAACGAUUUUCUUCAAUUGUAAAUGUUGCAUUGUGUAUUAUGUAAAUCCUGGGUAUGCAUGUGUGUGUGAUCCAGAAUGGAGACAGGAUGGACAGAGGCAAGUCCCUCCCCAGCGUGUUAGAGGAGAAGAUUUGGCCCUAUGAAAUGUUGACGGUCACUCACAAGGGGAGGUGCAAGCUGCCCUCAGGAGUCGACAGGACCAGGCUGGAGAGAUAUCUGAGUCCUGAAGACUUCUACCAUCUCUUUGAAAUGACCAUUGAAGACUUUGAUUGCCUCUCUCUCUGGAAGAGGAACAACUUAAAGAAGAAGAUGGCCCUGUUCUAGCACUAAGGACUACACCUCCCUCAAACAAACCUGUACAUUUUCUGGACUGGCACAGUGAAAAACAAGACUAAAAUACUCCAACACCUGAUCAGGGCAGUCACACAAGCCUCAUCACUAACAAAAGGGAGUGACUGCUCAUAUGAUUGGUCAAGCUGCUCUAUGGUUCUCAGGACAACAACCCAAGGCAUCGAGCUCCUCUCAGCGAGCACAAGAGGGAGCAUGCAUCCUCUCACCUUUCGGCUACUUCUCGAUGUGCAACAACUACUUCAACCCACAUGAAAACACGGGCAUGUCAGAAAUCUACAUGCACAGUGUCACGUUAUUUCACCGAUCUCUAGAAAUGCGAUGUGAGCAGGGGUAGCAAUGGUCACCGGUUGUUCUCGCCCAUCCAGGGAAUCUUCCACGCAUCACUACCUUCUGCGUCACUUACUUUACUCUUCAGUCCUUUAUCCGGCACACAAGGCCGUCCCUCGUCCCACUAAGAGCAGAUGCCUUCUGGGAGAAGGUUCCAGAGGGUUUCAUGUUGAGGUGAGGCCCUCGUCUCCAUGUAGCCAAGGAGGGCUUUCUAUAGUCACAAAAGAGUGGUUAGCACAACGCUUGAAAAGAGUCUAUGUUAAACUUAGUGUGAUCUGGCACCACCUUGUCCCAGCAUGCAUCUGGGCGUGCUCAGACAACACCCCCCCAUCAGAAGUCGGUGACAGUUGUGAUGUCAAUGCAGAUGGAAUUUUAUAAGGACAGAGUGAGAGACGACAAGGGAAUACAGUCGUAUUGAAGCUUUGUUAAUAGCUGGUUAGGUCUGAUUAAGGGAGACUUUUGAGUACCAUAGUAACCAGUACCAUAGUAACCAGUGGGUUUGAAUAUGAGUAUGUCGACAAGAUAGCAUGGGCAGGUUUUUUUUUUAUAUCAGUGAGUCAAUGAGGGAGAGAGACAGAGUGAGUGUGGUUUUGUGUGUGUGUGCGUGUGUGUGUGUGUGUGUGUAAGAGAAAUAGUGAGAGGGUGUGAAGAGGAGGAGGCGGGAUCCAAGAGCUAAUGUCCAUUUUUAGAACUAGAAAAAAAAAAGAUUUAACAAAACCUGCAUUAGGAGCUGCAAUCUUCUUCCAUCACAAUUUUAAACAAAACAAAUGUACCAAACUUGCUCAGAAUUUAAUUUAGUUACGUAUAGAAAAAGGAAUUCUAGAAUACAAAACUAUGAAUAAAUAGUAGUACCGGUGUAACUUGUUAGCCGAUUCGUAGGUUGCUACUGAGGAUAAGACUCAUACGGACUCCUCAAGUAAUCAAACUCUCAGUUAUAAUUGGAGCUUCCCAUUAUAAAAGCUGUCUGUCUGCAGGAGGAGCCUCUGCUCUGUUAUGCAAUACCUUUGGCACCUACACCCAUCCAACCUACAUUUCUGUUGACCGCCCUCGGGCGGAAUCAGAAACCCAAUAAUCGGUCGGAUAUGAGGUGCACUUACUAUUUACUCAGCCAGUAAUGAUUUCAUUUCCAGCAUUUAGCAGGAAGAGGAAGGAGGUGGAAGGACCUCACCUUCCUCAACAAUUGCCUGUAGGCCAGUCCACACACAGUAGUCAUAGUGAUUAUGGGGAUGUCAGGCCCUUUUUCUAGACCCACGCUGCUCACUGCCACCUUUCUAGAAUAUGCAGAAACAUUUAAUAGUUCCCUUUUUUUGCAGUAUAGACUAUUUUCUGAUAUGUCCAGGCUAGAGAUUGUUCUUCCUGCUUCCUUUUGCUAAGUAACGGGUGAUUCGAUACCAGCUGAUCCGCAGAAUUGUAGUUAUGUAGGGGAAUCCUAACGGUGACAGUGUUCUGUAUUAGAGAAAUAAUUAUAAUAUAUAAUUAAUAAUUAUAUAUAUAAAUGCUGUAUAGCCAAACCCCCCCUCUCUCUCUGUCUCUCUCUCUCUAACUCUCUCUCUCUCUCUCUCUCUCUCUCUCUCUCUCUCUCUCUCUCUCUCUCUCUCUCUCUCUCUCUCUCUCUCUCUCUCUCUCUCUCUCUCUCUCUCUCUCUCUCUCUCUCUCUCUCUCUCUCUCUCUCUCUCUCUCUCCUGAUCUAUCUAUCCAGUUUCUUCCAGUUUAGACUUUAGUGUUGGCUAGUGUUGCUCAGUAAACAAACCACAUGCAGCCGUUUUUUUUUUUUUUUACAUACGUAACAAUUUACCAUGUUUAAAUUAAAUAAAUAUAUAUCAGAUAGAAUGGAAACCAUUUGUGUAAUACCAGAGCUUUGCAUCAAGUGUUGACAUCUGACAUCUUCUAAGUCCCAGAAAGUAAGGGAUCUGUACACAUCUGUGUGUAGGUCUUGAUGUUAGAGGGCAGGAUCCUAUGUGUCUUGACUGUAUGGGUCUAGAUCUAGACUUUUGGAUUAUUGACUGGGGCAUUAUUCGGAUGGCUUGUCGUGCUUUGUGGCAGAUGAACAUGGUAACUAGUUGGUUGGUUUCAUCAAAGCAAAAAAAUAUAUAUAUAUAAUUUUUAGCAAAAAUGCAGGUAACAAAGUAAGCCUGUUUCUGUUUUAAAUUGUUUUGGUAUUGAGGUGCAACUAUAAUUAGGAUUUUUCUGAGGAUCGUUCACAGGAUGGUGGUUUAUCCCAGAUCUGUGAUUACCCGGAUCUCGACCACAUCAACCCCUGACCCAAAUACCUAUCUUUACUAAACCUUCUGAACUUGACUUCGGUUCUCCUAUGAAACCAGUUCAUAAGGCCGUUGUGGGAAGUGUGAAUGCUGCCACCUGCAGGCACAAAUAAAUAAAUAACUGGACAUUUUUCCUCA
Messenger RNA from Gadus macrocephalus (Pacific cod), 4549 nucleotides. RefSeq names its product dematin-like. The record is from RefSeq and is a predicted model, not a curated record. Gene Ontology annotation, molecular function: actin filament binding. Gene Ontology annotation, cellular component: plasma membrane; actin cytoskeleton. NCBI's taxonomy places the organism in Eukaryota, Metazoa, Chordata, Actinopteri, Gadiformes, Gadidae. Gene Ontology annotation, biological process: actin filament bundle assembly; lamellipodium assembly. Bases 281 to 1252 code for a protein of 323 amino acids. The transcript is spliced from 14 exons.